Messenger RNA from Wyeomyia smithii (pitcher-plant mosquito), 785 nucleotides. RefSeq lists its product as uncharacterized. Lineage: Eukaryota; Metazoa; Arthropoda; Insecta; Diptera; Culicidae. The transcript is spliced from 2 exons. The record is from RefSeq and is a predicted model, not a curated record. The coding region runs from base 12 to 572 and encodes 186 amino acids.
GUUGAACAGCAAUGACCACCUGGACCCAGAUUGGUCUGCUAGUUGUAGCCCUUUUAGGGGUCACGCAUAUCACCAUCGCCAAUUUCGACGUAAAGUUUGAAAAAAUCGAGCAAAUCAAUGGAACGGAAUAUAUGGACUUCCGGCGAAUCCGGGUACGCAAAUUCAACCGGACCGUUUCUGUGCUGGAUGGGACCUUCGAUUUGCUGAUGGAUGCUGAUGAUCGGUUUCUGGUGGCCGUCAAGUUGGCCUACAGUUCUCGGGGCAACAACCAGUUCAACCAGUACCCGAUGAAAAUCGCCCCGCAGAAAAUUUGCGAGUUCUUCAAUACGACCUGGAGGGAUUACCAUCAGUACUUCAAGGAUGAUACCAAUUUUCCGGAGAUCGGAGAGUGUCCUAUAACGGCGAAGGAGCUGUACGUGAAAAAUCAUGUGCUUGAUUCGAAAAUGUUUACGAAAUAUUUGCCUCAUGGUCUUUGGCGGAUGAGUCUGUUGAUGCAGACAACCGAUACCGGAGCCGUUUUGCUGGUUGUCGAAGUACUGUUUAAGGUGGCGGAUAGAGGAAUUUUUCAAUGAAACGUUCGGUAGUUGUCGAACUUCAACGAUUUGAGCAUUAUUAAAAGGGUGAUUUACGAAAAAUACGAUCAAUUAUGUGAUUUCCGUUUGUGUUAACGGACAGACAAACAAUUUUAUAAUAUGCCCCUAAAUAUUCGAAGCUUGAGAAAGAACAGGAAACAGGACUUAAGCAUCAAAAUCUCUUGAUUUGACCUUCUUAAAAAUAGCACUAAU